This is a messenger RNA of Myxocyprinus asiaticus (Chinese sucker), 4357 nucleotides long. RefSeq names its product phosphatase domain containing paladin 1b (gene pald1b). The coding region runs from base 714 to 3389 and encodes 891 amino acids. NCBI's taxonomy places the organism in Eukaryota, Metazoa, Chordata, Actinopteri, Cypriniformes, Catostomidae. The transcript has 20 exons. The record is from RefSeq and is a predicted model, not a curated record.
GUUGUUGUUUUUAGCUCUGUGACUGUGAUGCUUGGACACAACUGGAAUUUAAAUCAAGGCCCCUGAAAAGGGAAGCAUUUCUCUUUCUGCCAGGGACUCAGUAUCCCAAACUUUCAAUAGACCAGCCAGUUACACAAACAUGAGACAAGAAUGUCUUAAUGACAUUCACAGAACUAUCACAUAAAUUUCAAGUGAUAUCUCUCUGGCACAAAUGUUAUCUUAUGAAGAAGGAAAAAACAGGAUUUGUUUCUUUAACUGCGUUAUCUUUGGAAUCCUGGAUUUGUUUUUGCUUUGCGAUUGUGACAUUAAACACUUGAGAUGGAUUUCAGCUACAAAGGCUUUAGAAAUAUUUGAUCUUGUAGUCUCUUUCCUCUCACUUUUGGCCCUAAGUAACGUGUCUGUCAUGGCCUGGGAGACCUUUGCAUGGGCUGUCCCUGUGAAUGUCUGGAGCCGCCCACACUGCCGUCUGGCUGCCAGAUGUACUGUAUUUCUCCUUGGCCCCCUCAAGGGUUGGAACUGCUAUCCUGUCACUGUGAGAAGAGAGCCAGAGUGGGACUGAGCAAGAAAGAGAAUUGGACAAAAGCUAAACUUUGGUGGCACAGUAUCUGAAGCGAAGUGCUUUUUCUGUUUAAAAGAUUCUACGAUCAACAGGAAACCAGUUUAUUUUGACAGGAUUAACACAAAGAGAGACCUGAACCCUUGCUGAAAUUAAGAUGCAAAAACCAAAGGAUGUGAACACACGAGGCACAGCUGUGAGACCUGUGCUGUCUGAUUUCAGCUCUGUGCAGAUUAUGGGUACAAGUGCCAGUGCAACGUCCCAGUCUGCUCAGUUUGCACCAACACACCAGGCUGAUCACCAUAGAAACAGCAUGGCUGAGGACAGGCGCUCACUACAGGCGGUGAACAUUCACAACAGCAAGGCUAAGUCCAUCAUCACAAACAAGGUGGCCCCUGUUGUCAUCACAAAAAACUGCAGGGAAGAGUUUCAGAUUCACGACAAGGUCCAAUCUGCCAACUACUCACUGGGAAGGAUAUCUGAUAUGUUGCCUGAGCACUACUUAGUGCUGGGGGAGUAUUUUAUGGCACAGGAUGUAAACAAUAGAGCUGAUGUCCUGAAUACUACAGAAAGCUACGGGGCCCCCAACUUCCGCAAAGUUAAGGGAAACUACCCACUUUUUGGAAUGGGCCAACCCAGCCUGAGCGGUUUCAAACAGGUCCUCCAGAGAUUGCAGAUUGAAGGCUAUGAGGAGGUGAUUUUCUUCUGUGUGAGAGAGGAGCCAGUGGUCUUCUUCCGUUCAGAUGAAGACUUCAUUCCAUACACUCCCAGAAGAAGAGAGAACCUUCAUGAGAACCUGCAUGUCCUGGACAAAGGGCACAGUGGAGAGCAAAUGGAGCUCUCCAUCCGGAAGGAGUUGUGUGACUUUGCCAAACUGAAUCAAAAUAUGUUCUAUGUCUAUAAUGACAUUGAGCACUUUAAAGAUGAACCUCAGCGUGUCCAGAUACUGUCAGAAGAGGAUAUUCAUGUCACUGAGGAGGUCUACAAAAGACCACUUUUCACUCAGCCAUUGCACAGAUAUUACAGACUACCGCUCCCUAUGGAAGGGGCACCAGUGGAGGAGACAUUUGAUGCCCUUGUUAAAAUACUUAGGGAGACUCCAAACCUCUCAGUGCUGCGGGAUAGCUCCAGACCUGUGCCUGCACUGCUCUUCAGCUGCCAGGUGGGAGUGGGCCGCACCAAUCUUGGCUUGAUCCUGGGUGCAUUGGUCUUACAUCACCUGCAGGGGGCCUCAAAGAGCCCCAGCCAAGAGGAAACACAGAGGAGGGAACACAAAUUGGAUUUCCAAGUGAUUCACUUGCUAAUUAGUCGCCUACCUAAAGGUCAACAAGUCCUUAAUGAGGUUGAUGACGCUAUUGCCAUGUGUUCAGAGAUGCAUAAUAUAAAAGAUGCCGUGUAUGAAAACAAACUUAAGUUGGAAGGCAUUGGUGAAGAUUACAAGAUUCAAGGAAGCAGCACAAAAUGCUAUUUCCUGCAAAGAACAUUGCAGAGUCUUGAGCGCUAUCUAUACCUAUUAGUAUUCAAUGCAUAUCUUCACGAUCAGUAUCCAUUGGCAUUUCCCCAGAGCUUCAGUCAGUGGUUGUGUAUGAAUGCUUGGAUCUACAGACUGCUGGCCAGCAUGAAUUGCUCUGAAAUCUCAGCACCAACCAGCCUUAUAACUGAUGGGAUUAGAGUUCUGGUGUCCAGCGAGGUUUUAGUAAUAGACCUGCUCAGUACAGCCAAGGAGAUGAAAGUUGCCAAUUUCAGACGUGUUUCCAAAAUGGCCCUCUAUGGAAUGGCCCAGCCAAGCUCUGAGGCCCUGUCUGUUGUGCUGUCCUACCUGACAGACCAGAGGCGAAGGCACUCCAGAAUUCUCUGGCUAAAUCUGCAAGAGGAGCUUGUGUUGGAGGGAAAUGGACAAAUCUUCACCCCACGAGAACCAGGCUGCCUGGAACAGCCCAUUCCAGUGUGUGUUCAACACCCACAGAAUCUCCAGGAACUUGAGCUGGCACUGAAGGAGAACAUUCUGAGGUGUGAAAAGUGGCUGGAGGUGAUUACAGAGCAGGAAAAACAAAUGAGGAUGUUGAGGAAUUGUCACACCAUAGAGGAGCUCUUUGUCCAUCAGAAGAGCAUUCAUCCAGGUCUCACCUACCAACGGAUUCCUCUGUCUGACUGUUUUGCACCUAAAGAAGAGGUUUUUGACCAGUUGUUGGAAGCCAUGAAGAGCAGUCUGGCUAAAGACCCCAGCUGUGCUUUCGUCUUCAACUGCCUUGAUGGGAAAGACCGAACUACUGUAGCCAUGGUCAUUGCCACUCUCACCCUGUGGCACAUUAAUGGCUUUCCUGAGUGUGGAGAGGAGGAGAUUGUAAGUGUUCCAGAUGCCAAGUACACCAAGGGAGAGUUUGAGGUGGUGAUGCAGGUGUUAAGGCUGUUGCCUGAUGGUCAUCGUGUGAAGAGAGAAGUGGAUGCUGCUCUUGAUGUUGUCAGUGAGACAAUGACCCCCAUGCAUUACCAUUUACGGGAAAUCAUCAUAUCCACUUACAGACAGAUUAAGACAGCUAAAUCGGAGGCUGAUGCUCAGUGGUUGCGGUUAAGAAGUCUGCAGUACCUCGAGCGCUACAUUUAUCUCAUCCUCUUCAACUGCUACCUCCAUCUGGAGAAGAAAGACUCCUGGAGGCGAUCCUUUAGCCAGUGGAUGUACCAGGUGGCAGCUAGAGCUGGCAUUUAUGCCAUCCUCAACCAUCUGGGCUUUUCUGAGUUUGAGAACCUUGAUGACCCUCUGUUGGCCAGGCUGCGUUUCCGCUGGCUCCCACACAGUGUCCAUACUCUUCCCAUGAGAGGGGAACUUAUUUAGAAAGAUGCAGUAGGCCGAGCAGACCAAAUGCUGACUCUCACUUCAUAAAUCCUUUUUAUAUUGUGUUUGUUUUCUCUCAGAACUCAUUAAACUUUAAAUAGAAGUGCCAUCUUGAUACAUCCUGUUGUCUUCUGUCCAUUUUUGACUCUCUCUUUGCAGUGCUCUUUUGCAGUGUUGUGUUUUAUCCUUUAAAGUCAUUUACUUAAUUAAUCACUCAUUCAUUCUAAUGAAAGAUUAGUUUUAAUGCUGACCUUUAAAGGGUAUGUUUUCACACUGCAAUUAUAAAAAAUGUCUUGGCUCAUUGCAUAUAACACAUUUAAUUGUGAUUUGACUGACUUUGCCCAUGUCAUUUGGCCGGAAUGAUCAUUUGCAUGCUUGUACAUGCACUGUAAAUAGUUGUAACUUACUCCAUUUUAAAUAUAUUUAGAGAACAGUUUGCUUCAAUAUACCAUUACUUAAAUGUUUUUGUUGCACUGUUUUUCCAUUAGAGCCCAUUUAGGGCUCAACUAACACUGCCAUUCAGCCAGAAGAGCUAUGCAGAGAAACAGAAUGACACAGCUUGAUAAUGAGUGCACCUUGAAUGUCUUCAGACGUUUUCAUAGCAUGAGAUUUCGGACUGUUGACUGAGCAAAAUAACAUCACUGACGUCAUUGUGUUCCUACUUGUUCUUCAGCCUUGAAUUGUAAAUAAAACCCUGUGGCUCCUAUAAACCAUACAUCUGUGUUGAGAAUAAGGUCAAAUGUGUUAUCAAAGAAAAUGGUUAACUGAGAAAUGCGAAUGAUCUUUCUGCUUGUCCAGGAAAGAGUUUGACAAUAGACUUUACCAGGAUAUGCAUAGGAGUUGAAUGUUGCCAGGUCAAAUUUGCAAAGAAAUACACUAGAUGAACCACCAUGUAUAAGUUGGAUUUUCUCAUACUCUGUUGUCUGAAGCUGAAUGAAAACUAAAGUGAAAUUGUGUCUGAUUCACAA